Molecule: messenger RNA, 1240 nt
Organism: Rhinichthys klamathensis goyatoka
Lineage: Eukaryota; Metazoa; Chordata; Actinopteri; Cypriniformes; Leuciscidae
Product: C3a anaphylatoxin chemotactic receptor-like
Exons: 2
Coding region: 1-1059 (352 amino acids)
Biological process (GO): positive regulation of cytosolic calcium ion concentration; complement receptor mediated signaling pathway; phospholipase C-activating G protein-coupled receptor signaling pathway
Cellular component (GO): plasma membrane
Molecular function (GO): G protein-coupled receptor activity; complement receptor activity
Source: RefSeq, a predicted model, not a curated record
AUGGCCUUCAAUACAACUCUUUUUAUUCACGUCUCCCACCCGGACGUCUUUGAGAAAACUAAAGUGGACAUUGAUGCCAUUAUGGAUAUUAUUACCAUUGUCCUCUACACCAUUACCAUUAUCUUUGGCAUAACCGGGAACUCUAUGGUGGUCUGGGUGGCUGGUAUCCGUCUGAAGCCCAACGUCACUAACGUAUGGUUGGUCAAUCUGGCAGUAGCUGACCUGAUCUUCUGCCUGACACGAGUCACUUCACUCCUCAAAAAACUUUUCUAUGACCACUGGGCUUUUGGGGUCUUUCUCUGCAAGUUCAAUGGUUUCUUCAAGUACGCCAACAUGUUCUGCAGUGUUUUCCUUCUGGCUGUCAUCAGUGUGGAUCGAGCGCUCUGCGUCUGGUGCCCAGUUGCUACUAGGAAACGACGGACGUUAUGUGCAGCUCGUGUGGUCAGUGUGGGAGUUUGGAUUGUGGCGGGGAUCUUUAGUUCACCGUAUUUUGUGUACCGGCAGGUCUACCCUGGUGACAACAACUUGACCAAGUGCUCACUGGAGGUGAAAGAAGCAUCAAAGGGUGACAAUACAGCAAAGAACGCCUUGUACAGCAUUCGCUUCUUAUGUGGAUUCCUGUUGCCCUUCCUGGUCAUCCUGUGCUGCUACAUUGUAGCUGCUGUUGGGAUACGCAGAACACGGCUCUCUGGCAAGUCAAGGCCUCUCCGGAUUCUCGCUGCACUGGUCUGUGCCUUUUUCUUAUGCUGGGGACCCUACCACUGCCUACUGCUCGCCAAGAUGGUGGACAAGAAGAGCUAUGCAGUCAAAGUGGGUCUGCCCAUUGCUAAGUGCUUCGCAUAUUUCAACAGCUGCGUGAACCCUCUGCUGUACUUCUGCAUGGGACUAAAUAUUAGGCAAAGCUUCAGACAAAGCAUAUCAGGUAUUUAUCGCAGAGCAUUUAUGGAAGAAGGCCAAACUGUGCAAUCCCAGGAAGGCACUGCCGAAGAAAGCUGUAAUUCCAUUCCAAAGACUUCAGCGUUCGUUCGAGAUAGACCUAGGGGCAUGACUAAAGUUUAAAAUAGUUUUAUUGUUAUGUAACUUUUGUUUUUGUACAUGAUAAACCGUUUAUAUUCAGAAACAGUGCUUUUCACAAGUCUGUUUCUGUGACCGCUCUAGCGUUAACAUGCAAGCCACUUUUAAGCAGCUAAUAUAUUUCCUCGCUCUAAAGCCAAUAAACUGUAAUAGGUUUCCUGAGAAA